Molecule: messenger RNA, 957 nt
Organism: Lemur catta (Ring-tailed lemur)
Lineage: Eukaryota; Metazoa; Chordata; Mammalia; Primates; Lemuridae
Product: olfactory receptor 4A15-like
Exons: 1
Coding region: 31-957 (308 amino acids)
Biological process (GO): G protein-coupled receptor signaling pathway
Cellular component (GO): membrane
Molecular function (GO): olfactory receptor activity; G protein-coupled receptor activity
Source: RefSeq, a predicted model, not a curated record
GACACCUGAGUUCAACACCUUUAGAAGAACAUGGGAAAGAGGAACAAUGUGACUGAAUUUAUCCUCCUGGGGCUCACACAGAACCCUGAGGGGCGGAAAGUUCUGUUUGUCGUGUUCUUACUCAUCUACAUUGUGACGGUUCUGGGCAACCUGCUCAUUGUAGUGACCGUCGCGGCCAGCCCAUCCCUGGGUUCCCCCAUGUACUUUUUUCUGGCUUAUUUUUCAUUUAUAGAUACUGUCUAUUCGACCGCCAUUGCUCCCAAAACGAUCACGGACUUGCUUUCUGAGCAAAUGACCAUCUCCUUUCAGGCUUGUAUGACUCAAGUGUUUAUAGUUCAUUUAUUUGCUGGUGCAGAAGUCAUUCUUCUGGUAGUGAUGGCCUAUGACCGCUACGUGGCCAUCUGUAAACCGCUUCAUUAUUUGAUCAUCAUGAAUCAGAGGAUGUGUGUUCUCAUGCUGUUGGUGGCCUGGAUUGGAGGCUUUCUUCAUUCAUUAGUUCAAUUUCUUUUUAUUUAUCAGCUCCCUUUUUGUGGCCCUAAUGUCAUCAACAACUUCGCAUGUGAUAUGUAUCCCUUGUUGGAACUUUCUUGCACCAACACCUACCUCAUUGGACUUUCCAUGAUUGCUAAUGGAGGGGCCAUUUGUACUGUCACUUUCUUUGUUCUCCUCCUUUCCUAUGGGGUCAUAUUACACUCUCUGAAGGCUCAGAGUUUGGAAGGGAAACGCAAAGCCUUCUACACCUGUGCGUCCCACAUCACUGUGGUCAUUUUAUUCUUUGUCCCCUGUAUCUUCCUAUAUGCAAGGCCCAAUUCUACCCUCCCCAUUGAUAAAUUCAUGACUGUGGUUUUAACUUUCAUAACUCCCAUGCUGAACCCCCUGAUCUACACCCUGAGGAAUGCAGAAAUGAAAAACGCCAUGAGGAAACUGUGGAGUAAAAAUGUGACCUUAGUUGGAUGA